CCCUGUGGUUCAAAUAUAUUACUCUUCUCCGUCUACGAGUCACAAAAAAACAGACAGAAAGACUGUAAGGAUGGCAGAGGACGAGGUUAACUACGCAUCAGUUGUAUUUAAAUCUAACCAACAACAAAGAUCAGAAGUUAAAAAGGAGGAAACAGUGUAUGAUGAAGUGAAGGUGCAAAAUAAGGCAACAGAACAAACUCAGGACACAAAUGCCUCUGCAGAAUUCUUGUCUGACAAGAAAUCAAACCGCGGAUGUCGCCACUAUCAGCAGCUGGCUUGUUGUUUGGGCACGCUUUGUAUAAUUUUGGUGUUGGGCAUCAUAGCAGUAGUUGUCUAUCUUGUCACAGUUAUUCAUGAGAAUGAUGAAACUGAGCUGAACCAACUGAAAGAAAACCAAACAAUUUUAAAUGCUGUCAAUCGUAACCUGACAAAACUCAACAACAAACUCAGCUCAGACAAUGAAGACUUGAAGCAGAACCAAACCGAGCUCACACUCCACAUAAACAACCUGACUCAAGUUGUCACUGUCUUUGAAAAAGAGGUGACAAACCUGACUGAAGAAAACCGGAACCUUAAAAAGAAAAAUGAGGAGCUGGAGACUCAGAAUGAGGAGCUGGAGACAGAGAAGGAAAACCUAACAGAACAAAUACGAAACUUGACGACAUCAGGGAAUGAGCUCAAUGUUAGUCGAGCCCAGUGGAGCAUUGAUGCCUACUGUCCCAAGGACAAGAACAAUAACAACCGAAAGUGUAAUGUUUGUCAGGCUGACUGGCUUCCCUUCCAGUCAGACUGCUAUGCAAUUAAUGAUGCUAAACCUCUUGAGCAGAAAACCUGGGAAGGUGCUCGAGAAGACUGUAUAGGAAAGAUUUCAGAUUUGGCUGUUGUGAAUAAUGAAACAGAAAAGAGUUAUAUCAGUGAGAAGAGCUGGAACAUUCAAGGAAUCAAAGGAUACUGGAUUGGUCUGAGAGUCAAAGGUGGGAACUGGAAGUGGGUGGAUGGAAGGAAUCUGACUAACAGUGCCUGGAUCCCAGGGUCUCCUACUGAUGGUCAGUGUGCAAUCUCUGUCCAAAAUCAAGGAUUUAAAUCCGUGAACUGUAGUGAGAAGAACGCAUGGAUCUGUAAGAAGAAAGCUUUAACUCUUUGAAUACUGCAGUAAAACAUCACAAGACUCCUGCAUGUUCUGAAAACAUAAUAUUAAUAAU
Molecule: messenger RNA, 1202 nt
Organism: Oreochromis aureus
Lineage: Eukaryota; Metazoa; Chordata; Actinopteri; Cichliformes; Cichlidae
Product: C-type lectin domain family 4 member G-like
Exons: 7
Coding region: 71-1144 (357 amino acids)
Source: RefSeq, a predicted model, not a curated record